Punica granatum (pomegranate) is the source of this 2314-nucleotide messenger RNA. Lineage: Eukaryota; Viridiplantae; Streptophyta; Magnoliopsida; Myrtales; Lythraceae. The record is from RefSeq and is a predicted model, not a curated record.
CUGCAAAAGCGAACAGCCGAUGAGAUCAGAGGUGGGGGCUGCUUCUCUGAAUCAUUGUAGGAGAUGGGUCUCCUUUUUUUAAUAAUUUGUUCGGUGAAUAUCGGCAGUCUCUUCUUUCCAUUGGCAUUAUAAUUAGUCCAGGAGGAGCCAAUGCUUUCUUUUUGACUCCAUUGAUGAACACUGGAGCUUGGAGGGGAAAUGGUGUCUGAGCAUCCUCUUCCUUCCUCUAACCGCUCUCCCAAACUCAGCAGCAACAGCAGCUUCUUCACUACUCGCUUCAACGGGCUUCUGCUGGCACUCUGAAGUUUGGAACUUCCUCUACAUGCGAGCACUUGUUCUUGCUUUGAUCUUCCAGAUUGCUUUCUUUGUUUAAACAAUGGGAGUACCGAUUUGUCGGAUUUUCUGAUCUCCAAGCUGAGUGCUGAGUGACGAUUUCUUUUAGCUCGUGAAGGUCUUAUUUAUCUGUAUGCAGUAUCUUCUCUGAUGUAGCUGGUGACAUUACGAUAGUUGUCCAUGAGGAGUCUUUCUUGCUGCACAAGUUUCCCUUGGUGGCUCGUAGUGGGAGAAUACGGAAGCUCAUUGCCAGCUUCGACAAAGAUUCGGGAGUUUCAAUGCUCGAGUUUCCCGAAUUCCCUGGUGGGCCCCAUUCUUUCGAGCUUGCCAUGAAGUUCUGCUAUGGGAUAAACUUCCAGAUCAUGACCGCGAACAUUGCAGGCCUCCGCUGCGCUGCAGAUUUCCUGGAGAUGACUGAGGACUACAGGGAAGACAACCUUGUUUCCCGAACAGAAGCAUUCCUGGACGAGGUUGUCUGCCAGAGUCUCGAGAAGUCUGUGGAAGUCCUAACUUCGUGCGAAUCCCUGGGUCCAAUGGCCGAGGAGGUUGGGAUUGUCAAGAAAUGUGUCGAGGCUAUAGCCAUGAAUGCUUGCAAAGAACAGCUGGUGUCAGGCUUGUCUAGGCUAGAAUGUGAUGAUCGGUCAUCGGAAUUUAAGGGCGGUUGCCUAGAUUGGUGGGUUGAAGACCUAUCGAGUUUAGGGAUCGAAUCUUAUCAGAGGGUCAUUAGAGCAAUGGGAGGACUUGGGAUUCGGCCUGAUAGUAUUAUCAUGUCUCUAAUGCAUUAUGGGCAGAACUCGCUGAAGGGUGCUGGGAGAGGUCAGAUUUGGAGCUUGUCUAGGAUGAAACCGGACCGUGGGUUCGGAGACAGAGAUCAGAGGAAGGUCGUGGAAACGCUUGUGACUCUGAUGCCCUCGGAUAAGAACUCCUCGGUGCCCCUGAGCUUCUUGUUCGGAUUGCUGAGGAUGGCAAUAAUGGUUGAUGCAGACGUUUCUUGCAGACUUGAGCUCGAGAGGAGGAUAUCGUUUAGGCUUGAAAUGGUCUCCCUUGAUGAUCUUUUGAUUCCUUCAGUUCGACCUGGAGAUUCCUUGUUUGAUAUAGACACGGUUCACCGAAUACUGGUAAAUUACCUCCAGCGUAUGGAGGAAGAGGAAGAAAAUGUAGCCAACAGUGAAUACGAGUCUGAUAUGCUUAAUUCUCCUGGUCAUGGCUCGCUGCUCAAGGUUGGACGGCUCAUCGAUGCGUAUCUGGCAGAGAUUGCCCCCGAUCCUUACCUGAGCUUGCAAAAGUUCAGUGCUAUGAUCGAGAUUCUACCAGAUUAUGCCCGCGUGAUUGAUGAUGCACUAUAUCGAGCGGUUGAUAUAUAUCUAAAGGCACACCCACUCACCGAGCACGAGUGCAAGAAACUCUGCAAGUUCAUAGACUGCCAGAAGUUAUCUCAAGAAGCCUGCAACCAUGCAGCACAGAAUGAUCGGCUUCCCCUCCAAAUGACCGUUCGCGUGCUCUACUUCGAGCAGCUCCGACUAAAGACUGCCUUUUCGGGAAGUUCUGGUGAUGGAUUUUUCUCCCAAAAGAUGAGCAGCGGGAUUCCAAGUGCACCUAUGUCCCCUCGGGAUAACUAUGCUUCGUUAAGGAGGGAGAAUCGAGAACUCAAGCUCGAGAUAUCAAGGAUGAGAGUGAGGCUCAGCGAACUUGAGAAGGAGCAGAGGGUCAUGAAACAGGGGAUGAUGGACAAGGCAGGGAAUGGAAAGACAUUGUUAAAUUCGAUAUCGAGAGGGUUCGGGAGGAUUGGGAUUUUCGGCACACAGAGCAGUAGGAAAAGACAGAAACCUGGUAGAAAAUCUCGGAGUAGGAGGCAUUCGGUUUCCUAGAGUUGUCCGAUUUUUUUUCGCAAUGUAAUCGAUAUUUCUUUGAGGAUCAUGGGACUAUUCGAGUUCAAUUCCAUUUGUUUAUUACAAAACAAUGAGAUCACAUCACCUUAUCA